Sphaeroforma arctica JP610 is the source of this 252-nucleotide messenger RNA. RefSeq lists its product as hypothetical. NCBI's taxonomy places the organism in Eukaryota, Ichthyosporea, Ichthyophonida. The transcript has 2 exons. Bases 1 to 252 code for a protein of 83 amino acids. The record is from RefSeq and is a predicted model, not a curated record.
AUGAGUGAUCUCAACUACGUAGAUGUCGGUCAGAAGCUGGUCGCUGCCGUAGGAGACCCGGCAACUAGACUGCAGUUGUUGACUGAGAUCAGAGAUAAGAUCGAAGUAGUGUUUACACCGGAAUAUCCCAAAUUCCUGGCGGCCAUACUUCCAGCGUUCUUCAAAAUUUUUACCGACGAGGAAGCGCAAUAUGUACAGAAUGAUGCUCAGUACAAUAUACCAGGUGUUUAUUUCCUAGAUUGCACUGCAUGA